UCAUCUAUUCUCAUUCAACUCUUUCCCUAUUAUUCCUCUUUCACUUACACUCUAAUGGCACGUUCUUACGAAAAGCCUGCCUAUUCCUCCAUCGACGACAAUGAGAAGCAUCGAGAAUUCGACCGCGACAUCCGAGAAAUGGUUUCCACCCUCACCAGUCGCUUGGGAUUGCUUCGAAAAGGAGGUUCCGCCGCCCAAAACCAUGAACUUGUUGACGACCAAGGCUCAAGCGUCAUCACACUUGCGGGAACCAACACCGGAGCCACCAUGCGAGCAGAACUGAAUGGGAAAACGAUGACGAAGCUUGAUCAGGACACAGGUGUGGACGAGAGCGAGUCCCUCACCUCCUACAUUAACAGCAACUUCCAAGCCAUUAACAACUCCAUCAUGUUUGGAGGAAGCUACACAGGGAAUGACCCUGGAGUUCACAUGGAGUAUACCUCUGAUCUCCAUGAAGAAGGCCAUAAGGCUGAGAAAGGAGGGGCUAAAGGCAAGAAAAUUGGGAAGGAUAAUGCUGAAUCCGGUGGCUCGUGGUUUUCAAAGGAAUGAUUUUUUUUUUUUUUGGGGGGGAGGGGGGAAUUAAGAAGUAAUCAUAAUAUAUAUUUAUAUAUAUAUAUGUCAAUGUUUUAUUAUAUGAUCCAUAAAAUGUUAUGCCAUAUAAGUACUAAAGAAUAUUGAGGUGGUUUCUAUCGGGAGCUUUUCCAAUUCUUGAAGCUUAAUAAACGGAUUUCGUGUAUUGCUCUUUUCUUAGACCUUACGUUAAUUCUUUGCAAUGUUAGCUUGAAAUUUAGACAAUUGUUUGAAUGUAAAAGGUAAUUCAUACACACGUAAUGGCACAAACAUCACUCAAACUUGUUUUAUAUCCAUGUUUUGAAGUAGUUUUGAAUACAAAGAAGGUGAUUUUUAUGGUAGUUAA
Cucumis melo (muskmelon) is the source of this 916-nucleotide messenger RNA. RefSeq lists its product as uncharacterized. Lineage: Eukaryota; Viridiplantae; Streptophyta; Magnoliopsida; Cucurbitales; Cucurbitaceae. The coding region runs from base 55 to 549 and encodes 164 amino acids. The record is from RefSeq and is a predicted model, not a curated record. The transcript has 2 exons.